Molecule: messenger RNA, 948 nt
Organism: Didymosphaeria variabile
Lineage: Eukaryota; Fungi; Ascomycota; Dothideomycetes; Pleosporales; Didymosphaeriaceae
Exons: 3
Coding region: 1-948 (315 amino acids)
Source: RefSeq, a predicted model, not a curated record
AUGCCCUGGCGCUCCGGAUCGAAGCGGUACAUACACUUGGACGGCAAAAACAGCGCGAAUGGCGGCAAGGAGGCUUGGUAUUGGCGCUUCAUUGCGCUUGCCGCGUCGUGGAUGAUCCUGUGCGGAUACCUCAUCCUGCCGGGACUCUACGCAAAUGAACCACAGCUCAGGAUCAGCCAAGCAGUACUUAACGUCUUCGUCGUCGCACUCCUCACGGCCGGCUACUCGUUCACUGCGCUACUCUGCUUUGCCUGUCGCAACGAGAUCUUCCAAGCCGAAGCCAUCUUCCUACCUGCUCUAACUUCUUCUGCGGUCGGCCUCCUGACCAUAGCCUACAACUUCCUCGUAUCAAAAGCCUACGAUUGGGGAACUGCUGCUAUAUCCGGCACCGUAAUAUCCACCACCUCCACCUUCCUCUACGGCAUGCUGCUUCUGUGGACGCACCGCCGCAUCGUUAAGCUCCGCGAGCAGGGUUCCAGCCGCUCUCACAACCUUUACAAUGAGCCAGGUUAUUACAACAACUUCGUCCAAAACAUGUACCCUGCCGCCGCGCGAUCGCCUUCCGCACCGCCUGAGAUUCCGCUAUCCGACGAAGAUAGGAUCAACCAACAAAUGGCCUUGUUACUCAUGAAGCAAGACCAAGGAACGAGCCCAGACGCUAGUUCUGCGACUUUCAGGAUUGAUCUGCCCGAAGACCACGAGGAAAGGGAACGAAUUUUGAAUAGCCAGGAGCUAGUGGGAACUCCACCUGUAUCGCACGCAGACUGGAAUCGCGCAAGAUCGCAGAGCAGGCCAGAUAGUCUAGGCGAGACGCAAGCCUGGGAGCGAUGGCAGGACAGAGGGCGCACAACGAAUCGACCAGCCAGCAUCGGCGCGCGAAGUAACCACUCGCGAGCAAUGAGCCGAGAGGAGCGGCGAAGAGAGAUCGAAAUGGGACUAGGCCAAUAG